Molecule: messenger RNA, 4574 nt
Organism: Bombina bombina (fire-bellied toad)
Lineage: Eukaryota; Metazoa; Chordata; Amphibia; Anura; Bombinatoridae
Gene: DTX1
Product: deltex E3 ubiquitin ligase 1
Biological process (GO): protein ubiquitination; Notch signaling pathway
Cellular component (GO): nucleoplasm
Molecular function (GO): zinc ion binding; ubiquitin protein ligase activity
Source: RefSeq, a predicted model, not a curated record
CCUCUCUCUCAGUCGUUCCUCUUUUCGGUUAUUCUCAAUUAUUAUUUGUGUCCCUGGAGAAGCUGCAGAGGCUGCACUGGCGAGAGAGACAGAAGAAAAGAGACAGGGCAGGAAAAAUGCAGAGAUAGAGGCUGUCAAAUGUAUAGAUUGUCAGAAAGAACCCGCUAAAGGAGAAGGUGGAGACAGAGUCACAGACUGACGGGAAAUAAAGAGGGAAAAGGGAAAUAGAAAGAGUGAGAGAUGCGCCCAUAGAUAGACAAGAAGACUCUCAGGGCACUACAGGUUUGCGCCUCUAUCUGCUGUUACUGCCUGUGAUCUGCACUCGAGGCGCUAAACCAUAAAGGUGCAGCAGCUCUGCAGAAGCUGGAAUCUUGGACUAUUUUGUUGCACGCACCGGGGGAUGUCAGGUCACCGCUUCGCUAUUAAUAAGCAAACGAACACCAACUUAUAACCUACAUUUUAUCGCAAAACGUCAAGGCAACUGCAUUCCCAGGGGCUCCAGUCUACUAACGAACAAGCCCCCAGACCAACCCCCAUUCUACAGGGAAACACAACUCACAAUAUUACUAAGGCACAGAAACCAGUGAAUAUCAACCACCCUUAUAUGUAAAGAAAAAUAUCACCCCCAUUCUUCAACUCAGAGCCUCCAAGGCGAUCAAGCCUAUUUCCCACCAAGCUAGAGACCCUGAACCAUACAGGGAGAUAAGAUCACCCACCCUCCAAGGGAGUAUACUAGACAAAAUCCACUGGGAAACACCAAGCCUCCAUAAGAGCACCAGGGAGAGAGAAUGGUCAGCAACCAAAAGACAGAAUAUCAACUACAAUCUGCCUAACAUUCCAGGCAUACCAAAUGUUUUCUAAAAUAAGAAGGAGAAAUAUGAUAAUAAAGAGUUAUUGCCCAAAGAGCUGACAGCUCAUUUUCAACUUGGUGGACACAGGAGACAGUGUGCCUUCUUGCCUUUUCAAUGGCCCCUCUCAAAUGAUUUUGCUGAAAACAAAGGAUCUACUAAUAGAGACACAAUUACAAUGUACUGUGAACAGAUCUAUGUAGUAAAUUCCUUUAACAUUAUGCUCUGGGUCUUAGCUAAUCUGACCCUUCACACUGAUUAGGAAAUUGAACCUUUUUUUUUUUCUUUUUUUUUUUUUACGUUUGCUCCUCAGGGGCUGUUUUUUCACAUCACACCAAAUCUAAUGCCUCCCCUUUUUGCUCCACCUUGAUUAUGUUUCACUGUCACGGGAACUCCAUACUCUAGUGACCAAAUACCCUUACACUUGUCAUGUCCCGCUCAGGCAUCCUGCUUCCAACCAGUGGGCAAAGUUUUGGAGGGCAGGGGGCUCCUCCAAGAGUGGUGGUCUGGGAAUGGCUGAAUGAGCACGGCCGCUGGAGACCCUACACUGCCACAGUGUGCCAUCACAUUGAGAGUGCCCUUAGGGAAGAUGGCCGGGGUCGAGUGGCAUUGGGACAAGUGGAUACACACCUCACACCCUAUGUCAUUGACCUACAGACAAUGCAUCAGUAUCGCCAGGAUACAGGAACCGUGCGCCCUGUUAGACGCAGUUUUUUUGAGCCAUCAUCUGCUCCAGGGAAAGGCAUUGUAUAGUGGGAGAAUGAUGCUGGCUCCUGGACCCCCUAUGAUACAGAGAUCUGCAUUGCCAUCCAGAAUGCCUAUGAAAAGCAGCACCCAUCUGACCUCACUGCUUUGGGCUUUUGUUACCUUGUUCAUUUCCACAGUAUGUGCCAGGUCAACAGACAAACCCACCGCAAGCGCCGGCUGAGGAGACGCAUGGACCUGGCAUAUCCCCUCACUAUGGGAUCUAUACCCAAGUCCCAGUCCUGGCCUGUGGGUUCUGGGUCAGGGUUGCCCUGCUCCUGCCCACAGUGCCUUUUGGUUAACAGUACAAGGGCAGCCUCAAAUGCCAUCCUUGCAUCCCAAAAGGUCAAAGUGCCAUCAGGACCUCCUCCUGCCCUGCCACCUCCACCUCCUCCUCCAGUGCACUCAUCAGGGUUGAGGCAGAGCAAUACAUUCAGUGGUGGGGCAGCAGGCUGGGGAAGACCAGGAGAAGGAGGAAGGCCUGCAGGAAGUAUCAGAAAUGGCACUGGGUUCUCUCGUAGUCAGAGUGUUCCAGGGACAACUCCAUAUCCAGGACAAAAUAAUCUGAACAGGCCAGGGGCACCAAGAAUUAGUGGUAGCAGCAGCAGAGCCACUAUCCCACCAGGGGUUCCUGCUCUCCCUGUGAAGAACUUAAAUGGGACAGGCCCUGUCCAUCCAGCUCUUGCAGGUAUGACGGGUAUCUUGAUGUGUGCAGCUGGGCUGCCUGUCUGCCUUACCAGAGCACCGAAGCCUAUACUGCACCCCCCUCCUGUAAGCAAGGAAGACAUUAAACCUGUCAGUGGCAUAAGUGGAAUCUGUCGGAAAACCAAGAAGAAGCAUUUAAAGAAGAGCAAGAAUCCAGAGAGGUGGUGCCGCAGGUACACCCAGAAAGUCAAGUCACCUCCUGAUGAGGACUGCACUAUCUGUAUGGAGCGACUGGUCACUGCAUCUGGCUAUGAAGGGGUCCUCAAUCACAGAGGGAUCCGCGCUGAGCUGGUGGGAAAGCUGGGGAAGUGUAACCAUAUGUACCAUAUACUGUGCCUGGUAGCCAUGUACAACAAUGGAAAUAAGGAUGGCAGCUUACAGUGCCCCACCUGUAAAGCAAUUUAUGGAGAGAAGACGGGCACACAGCCUCCAGGGAAGAUGGAGUUCCAUGUAAUCCCCCAUUCCUUGCCUGGUUACUCUGAGUGGAAGACCAUCCGCAUUGUCUAUGACAUCCCCAGUGGCAUGCAGGGUCCUGAGCAUCCCAACCCCGGAAGAAAGUUCACUGCUAGAGGAUUUCCGCGUCAUUGCUAUUUGCCAGAUAAUGAAAAAGGCAGAAAGGUGUUGCGUUUGCUGGUGGCAGCAUGGGACCGGCGACUGAUAUUCGCUAUUGGCACCUCGAGCACAACUGGCGAAUCUAACACAGUGGUGUGGAAUGAGAUUCAUCACAAGACAGAGUUUGGGUCUAAUUUGACAGGCCACGGAUACCCAGAUCUCAACUACUUGGACAAUGUGCUAGCUGAACUCAGCCUGCAAGGAGUAACUGAGGAGCGGGCACUGCCCUAUUGAGCAUUGCAUUGACAGUCACACUGCUGCAGGGCAGAAGGUGCUAAGCGGUGCCACUCUGCAGAGGCGGGGCCAUGUUGAACUUGUCUUGAGUACUGGCUGGUUGCAGGUUUAACCUUCUCCGUGCUAGAUUUACCCACCAUGAGGUGUUGAUGGGGGUUGAUAAUCCUCCACUGGGAAAUUAAUGCAUUGUGAAGCUUCUUCUCGUAGUCUCAGGAGAGACACAUUUGCCCUGUAAGCAUCUGUCUGCAAAAUGUGUGGUCAUUGGGAAAGAGACCAAAUCGAAUGCAGCAUGUGGUGUUAUACAAUUUAAUGCUGGACACAGCUUUUUUUGCACCAGCAGUGAAAUGACUUUCUAAGGUUUAACUUUAAAUUAAGUUAUCCCCUUACUUUAAAGUGAGAUGCAAAAAAAAUGUAAAUCCUGAUGGUGUUUGACACAAUGCAAUACUGGCCUCUGCCACUCAUACAAAACAUAACAACGGUAUCAGGACUUAUAGAUCCCACUUCAAAGAACUGACCAGUGAAGCCCGCGCUCUCCUGCUGCCUGUGAAGCUUGGAGUCUGAGCCAUAGUUUGUGGAUUUAGGUUUGGUCUCAGUGUUAUAGCUAUGGUUACUAAGCAUAAGCCUAUACUUACUCAGCAUAAGAUAGAUGAUUUGGCUAGAUUCACUAAGUAUUCUCAAAUGGAAACAAAAAAACACACUCAGUAAUGUAUUCAAAUUUAGUUGAUUUACUAAAGUGAGGAAACUCUCCAAAUUUGAAUGAAUCUAAGGCAGCAGAAGCAUAAGAGAUUUAAUAUAUUUUUGGAGUAUUCUUUGAAUUUUAGUGACUCUCAUUCAGUUUCUAAAUCACAUUAAGACUUGAACACACCUGGCUUUUAAUUAACUGUUCAGAUAUAUAAACGAUACUAAAUUUUGUACUAUGACCUUUUGUCCUUUUUAAAACACGCCAAUAAACUCUCUAUAGCUACUCCUCUAAUACUUUACUAACUCCUCGCCUUGCUAUUAGAAAACCCUAAUUGCACUUGCUCUGUAAUUGCCGAUAUAACUAUGCACUGUCUCCCCUUACCUUACAAUUCUUAAUACUUCUUCCUGGUCCACUUAAGUGUCAGAUCUGUGCACUCUGAACAAUGUAAUAUGCAAAAUCCACACCACAUAUUUUUCAAAAUUUGAUUUCUCUUCCAAAAAAUGUACAUUGCAAGGGAGUGAUACAAUAUUUCAUUUAUUUAGUCACAUCUAGAAACUACAAAAUAUGGAAUUUCAUGAUAUAAUAUGCAAUGCCCCAGAUAAAAUGUAGGGCAUGACAUCCCAUAUACAGUACUGUGUUCUGUUACAAUAUCUCGCAUACAUUAAAGGGACAGUAUGGUAUUCAAUUUUACACCUACUGUUCACUAAUCUCACAAAUAUUGUGUGUUAAGCAUUGUAAGAUUAUGUGCA